UGGGAGAAUUUUUUUGAGGAGGGCGGGGGGGAGUCAAUGUCUGGUUUCAAAUGUGGCUCAGCUACUUUCUAGGUGUCUCUGAAUCUGUCUUAGUUUUUUCCUCUGUAAUGUGGGCUUUCAGAGGCACGAACUUCAUGGGGUUCCUUGGGGGAUUAAAUAAGGAAAUGUGUUGAAAGUGGCCAGCACAGCGCCUGAAACAGAAUGGGGCCUUUGUAACUGGGGGCUCCGAAACAAGGUAUUCUCUCCCUGCGGGGCGGCCGGGGAACCGCCCUGGGGAGGGACUGCGUGUAAAUGGAGCCCACCAGCCCCAGCGGCGGGGAGGGGUAGGUAGCCACUCGCUUUGCCCCUAGCUCACCACGGCAGGGCAGCGCCAUGGCCAGCAAGCGUCGUGAAGGCGAGCACCCAUCCGUGACGCUCUUCCGUCAGUACCUGCGCAUCCGCACCGUCCAACCCGAGCCCGACUACGGGGCUGCCGUGGCCUUCCUUGAGGAGAGAGCCUGCCAACUGGGCCUGGGCUGUCAGAAAGUGGAGGUGGCACCUGGCCGUGUGGUGACUGUGCUGACCUGGCCAGGCACCAACCCCAGACUCUCUUCCCUCUUGCUCAACUCCCACACCGAUGUGGUGCCUGUCUUCAAGGAACAUUGGAGUCAUGAUCCCUUUGAAGCCUUCAAGGAUGCUGACGGCUACAUCUAUGGCAGGGGCGCCCAGGACAUGAAGUGUGUCAGCAUCCAGUACCUGGAGGCUGUGAGGAGGCUGAAGGUUGAGGGCCACCAUUUCCCCAGAACCAUCCACAUGACCUUUGUGCCAGAUGAGGAGAUUGGGGGUCACCAAGGCAUGGAGCUGUUUGUGAAGCGGCCCGAGUUCCAGGCCCUGAGGGCUGGCUUCGCCCUGGAUGAGGGCCUGGCCAACCCCACUGACGCCUUCACUGUCUUUUACAGUGAGCGGAGCCCCUGGUGGGUGCAGGUCACAAGCACUGGGAAGCCAGGCCACGGCUCACGAUUCAUUGAGGACACGGCAGCAGAGAAGCUGCACAAGGUUGUGAGCUCUAUCCUGGCUUUUCGGGAGAAGGAGAGGCAGAGGCUGCAGUCAGACCCUCAGCUGAAGCAGGGGGCCGUAACCUCCGUGAACCUGACUAAGCUAGAGGGUGGUGUAGCCUAUAAUGUGGUACCUGCCACUAUGAGCGCCAGCUUUGACUUCCGCGUGGCACCAGAUGUGGACCUGAAGGCUUUCGAGGAGCAGCUACAGGCCUGGUGCCAGGCAGCUGGCGAAGGGGUCACCUUCGACUUUGCUCAGAAAUGGACAGAGCCCCGAGUGACAUCUACUGAUGAUUCAGACCCCUGGUGGGCAGCUUUUAGUGGGGUCUGCAAGGACAUGAACCUCACCCUGGAGCCGGAGAUCUUCCCCGCUGCCACAGACAGCCGCUAUCUUCGCGCGGUGGGGGUCCCAGCUCUGGGCUUCUCACCCAUGAACCACACACCCGUGCUGCUCCACGACCACGAUGAACGGCUGCACGAGGCCAUGUUCCUCCGCGGGAUCGACAUAUACACUCGGCUGCUGCCUGCCCUGGCCAGCGUGCCCACCCUGCCCAGCGAAAGCUGAGCCCCGCGCUCUCCAACCUCCACCCCAAUCAGUGCCAAGGACCUUUCUUCCCCCCUGCCCAACAAUAAAGUCUGUGUGGACAGGG
Molecule: messenger RNA, 1684 nt
Organism: Aethalodelphis obliquidens (Pacific white-sided dolphin)
Lineage: Eukaryota; Metazoa; Chordata; Mammalia; Artiodactyla; Delphinidae
Gene: ACY1
Product: aminoacylase 1
Exons: 14
Coding region: 373-1599 (408 amino acids)
Biological process (GO): amino acid metabolic process
Cellular component (GO): cytoplasm
Molecular function (GO): aminoacylase activity
Source: RefSeq, a predicted model, not a curated record